This is a messenger RNA of Cebus imitator (Panamanian white-faced capuchin), 1289 nucleotides long. Its product is annotated as arylacetamide deacetylase-like 2. Gene Ontology annotation, molecular function: carboxylic ester hydrolase activity. Lineage: Eukaryota; Metazoa; Chordata; Mammalia; Primates; Cebidae. The coding region runs from base 6 to 1211 and encodes 401 amino acids. The record is from RefSeq and is a predicted model, not a curated record. Gene Ontology annotation, cellular component: membrane. The transcript has 5 exons.
AUAUCAUGGGGUGCAGAACUCUGUGCUUUGGACUAUCAUGUAUUCUCUUUGCUUAUUAUAUUUAUAUCCCCAUCCCAGAAAACAUUGAAGAAACCUGGAAAAUAGGGUUCAUGAAUACUCUGCUAAAAAUGACUUCACUUACGGCUAUGUUAUUUGAAAAUAUAGGUCUUAUGAGGUAUGAAGAAUUAUUUGUUAUAUUAAUGAAUCUCGACAUUACAAAACCAAUUUCAGAUGAAAAUAUUACAGUGACUGACACAACCUUUAGUGGCAUUCCAGUACGUUUGUAUUUACCAAAAAGGAAGUCAGAAAGGCAGAGACCGGCUGUAAUUUUUCUUCAUGGUGGUGCCUUUGUCAUGGGAAGUUGCAAGAAUUCGCCUUAUGAUUUGCUGAACAGACAGACGGCAAACAAACUUGAUGCUGUUGUUGUGGGAGUGGACUAUAGACUAUCUCCUCAAUAUCAUUUCCCUGUUGCCUUUGAAGAUACUCUUUCUGUGGUCAAAUUCUUUCUACAGAACAAAAUUCUUGAACGAUAUAGGGUGGAUUCCACCCGAAUCUGUAUUUCAGGUGAUAGUUCCGGGGGUACAUUGGCAGCAUCAGUGACUCAACAGCUAAAGAAUGACCCAGUAUUCAAAAAUAAAAUUAAGGCACAAGCUUUAAUUUACCCCUUUUUACAAAUGAUUGAUUCCUUCAUGCCAUCUCACCGAGAAAAUGAACAUGGCCUGCUUCUAACAAGGGAUAUUGCAAUUAAAAUUGGAGCCUUGCAUGUGACCAAAGAUGAAGCACUUUCUCAGGCAUUAAGAAAAAACAAACAUAUGCCUCAAGAAUCAAGGCAUCUAUUCAAGUUUGUUAACUGGAGUACCUUUCUCCCUGAGAAGUAUAAAAAGAACCAUAUUUAUAAGGAACCAAUUCUUGGAAGAUUUAACUUAUCAUAUCCAGCACUUUUGGAUAGUAGGUUAUCACCCUUGUUAGUCAAUGAUUCCCAGUUACAAAAGUUGCCAUUAACUUAUAUCCUCACCUGUCAACAUGAUAUUCUAAGAGAUGAUGGACUUAUAUAUGUCGCACGACUUCGAAAUGUUGGAGUUAACGUUGUUCAUGAUCACAUAGAGAAUGGAUUCCAUGGAGCUCUAUCAUUCAUGACAUCACCAUUUUAUUUACUCAUAGGCAUUGGAAUAAAAGAUAAGUAUAUUACUUGGCUAGAAGAAAAUCUAUAAAUCCAUAAAUCAUACAUGUCAGCAGAUAAUCAUUUAGUUAGUAUUAUAAUCCAAAGAUUAUGUUUUAAAGUCUUGUCA